This is a messenger RNA of Oenanthe melanoleuca, 1346 nucleotides long. RefSeq names its product kallikrein-15-like. The transcript is spliced from 3 exons. Gene Ontology annotation, biological process: proteolysis. Gene Ontology annotation, molecular function: serine-type endopeptidase activity. The annotation marks the transcript as partial. NCBI's taxonomy places the organism in Eukaryota, Metazoa, Chordata, Aves, Passeriformes, Muscicapidae. The record is from RefSeq and is a predicted model, not a curated record.
CCCGCUGCGGGUGCUGCUGGGCGAGCACAGCCUGAAGGAGCGCGAGGGGGCGGAGCAAUGCCUCACCUGGGCGCGCGCCUUCGUGCACCCGCGCUACCUGCCCGGCCGCCAUGACAGUGACGUCAUGCUGCUGCGCCUGCGCAGCCCCGCCCGCCUCAGCCCGCGCGUGCGCCCCGCCCCCCUGCCCCGCAGGUGUCCCCAGGUAGGGGACAGGUGCGUGGUGUCCGGCUGGGGCAGCACGCGCAGCCCGCAAGGUGCGUUCCCGGACGAGCUGCAGUGCGGGGAGGUGUUCACCUGGUCCAACGCCGCCUGCGCUCACCUGUACCCAGGUGCCAUCACUCCCAACAUGCUUUGCGCCGGCGGCCGCCCCGGCGACAGCACCGACUCCUGCCAGGGUGACUCCGGGGGCCCGCUGGUGUGCGGGGGUUACCUGCAGGGCGUGGUGUCCUGGGGGCUGCAGGUGUGCGGCCAGGAGGGGAAGCCAGGUGUGUACAGCCGGGUCUGCGCCUUCACCGCCUGGAUCCGCCGCACCAUCCGCGCCCACGGCGGCGACGGCGCGCCUGCGCUCACCUGAGGGGCCUGGGGGGCACCUGGGGCACCUGGGGGGCACCUGGGGGUCACCUGGGGGUGCCUGGGAGCACCUGGGGGCUCACGUGCGCUCACCUGAGGGGCCUGGGGGUCACCUGGGGGCGCCUGGGGGCGCACCUGCGCUCACCUGCGCUCACCUGCGCUCACCUGAGGGGCCUGGGAGUCACCUGGGGGUGCCUGGGGGCUCACCUGUGCUCACCUGAGGGGCCUGGGGCACCUGGGGGGCACCUGGGGGCUCACCUGCGCUCGCCUGAGGGGCCUGGGGGUCACCUGGGGCACCUGGGGGCACCUGGGGGUCACCUGGGGCACCUGGGAGCGCCUGGGGGUCACCUGGGGGUCACCUGGGGGCUCACCUGCGCUCACCUGAGGCGCCUGGGGGUCACCUGGGGGUGCCUGGGGGUCACCUGGGGGUCACCUGGGGGUCACCUGAGACACCUGGGCGCACCUGGGGUCACCUGAGGAGCUCCUUGGGGGCUCCUUGUGACACCUGGGGCUCACCUGAGACACCUGGGGGCACCUGGGGGCACCUGGGGGUCACCUGGGGGUCACCUGAGACACCUGGGUGCACCUGGGGGUCACCUGGGGGGGCUCCUUGUGACACCUGGUGGCUCCUUGGGCUCACCUGGGGCUCACCUGGGCACACCUGGGGGCUCCUUGGCCUCACCUGUAACACCUGAACGGCUCCUUUUAACACCUGAGUGGUUUCUUGACUUCACCUGCUACACCUGAGGGGCUGCUUGUAACACCUGGGGGGCACC